Messenger RNA from Protobothrops mucrosquamatus (brown spotted pit viper), 7200 nucleotides. RefSeq names its product integrin subunit alpha 2 (gene ITGA2). The transcript is spliced from 30 exons. Bases 1 to 3540 code for a protein of 1179 amino acids. Gene Ontology annotation, biological process: cell-cell adhesion; integrin-mediated signaling pathway; cell adhesion mediated by integrin. Gene Ontology annotation, molecular function: integrin binding. The record is from RefSeq and is a predicted model, not a curated record. Gene Ontology annotation, cellular component: external side of plasma membrane; integrin complex. Lineage: Eukaryota; Metazoa; Chordata; Lepidosauria; Squamata; Viperidae.
AUGGGUGAUCGAAGGCGACUUCUGGGCUGGCUGGCUCUCCUGAGCCUCCUCGGCUUAAACAUAUUUGAAAAUUGCUGUGAAGCAUAUAAUAUUGGCCUUGAAGGAGCUAAAGUGUUUUCUGGUUCCCGAAAUGAACAAUUUGGAUAUUUAGUUCAACAGAUUACAAACCAAAAAGGCAAAUGGUUGCUUGUUUCUUCACCCUGGAGUGAAAAUAGAAUGGGAGAUAUCUAUAAAUGUGCUGUUCAUCAACAGGGAUCCAAAUGUUCAAAGAUGGACCUACAGACUGUUACAAGCAUACCAAAUGUUAAUGAGAUAAAGAAGGACAUGAAUCUAGGGUUAACUCUAGUAAGAAAUCAAAGAACUGGAGGCUUUUUGGCUUGUGGUCCUUUGUGGGCUCAACAGUGUGGAAGCCAGUACUAUGCAACAGGAAUCUGUUCUGAAUUUGAUCCCAGUUUUCAGAUCCUGAGAAGUUUUUCACCUGCAGUGCAAAACUGUUCUUCAGCCAUUGAUGUGGUGAUCAUAUGUGAUGCGUCAUAUAGUAUUUAUCCGUGGGGAGCUGUGAAAAAUUUUUUGAAAAAAUUUGUUCAAGGUUUAGAUAUAGGCCCAACAAAAACACAGGUAGGCUUAAUUCAGUAUGGCGUUCACCCAGGAGUUGUUUUCAACCUGAAUACCUACACUGACAAAAAAGCUGUUGAACAAGCAAUGUCAAAAACCAUUCAAAAUGGAGGUGCGGAAACUAAUACAUUCAAAGCUAUUGAAUAUGCCAGACAACAUGCUUUCACAAAAGAAGCAGGUGGGAGACCAACAGCCUCAAAAGUCAUGGUGGUUGUCACAGAUGGUGAAUCGCAUGAUGGCUCAAAGUUGCCAGAAGUAAUAGCUAAAUGCAAUGCAGAUAAUAUUACAAGGUUUGGGAUAGCCGUAUUAGGAUAUCUAAUUAGAAAUUUUAUGGAUACUGAAAAACUUAUCCAAGAAAUCAAAGCAAUAGCUAGCCACCCUACAUCAAAAUAUUUUUUUAAUGUGUCCUCUGAGGAAGCACUUUUAGAACAAGCAGGAACACUUGGAGAACGAAUUUUCAGCUUGGAAGGCACUGAUCAAGGUGAUUUAUUCCAGAUGGAAAUGUCACAAGUGGGUUUCAGUGCUUCUUAUUCACAUCAAAAGGAAGUGCUCAUGUUGGGUGCUGUUGGAGCCUAUGAAUGGACUGGAACAGUGGUCCAGAAAAGAGGAGAAAAAGACAUUAUAUUUCCCAAUACAACAUUUCAAAAUGUUUUGCAAAACAGUCAGAACUCCUACUUAGGUUAUUCUCUCGCUGUUCUUUCCAUGGAAAACUCAGUCUAUUUCGUUGCUGGUGCUCCCCGUUCCAAUUACACUGGCAGAGUUGUGGUGUAUGAGGUUGAUGACCAUGGCAACAUAAUCAUCAUUGACUCUCAAAAAGGAGAGCAGAUUGGUUCUUAUUUUGGCAGUGUGGUGUGCUCUGUUGAUAUCAAUGGAGACUCCAUAACAGAUGUGCUGUUGGUUGGUGCACCAAUGUUUAUGAAUAAUUUUAAAAAAGAGGAAGGAAGAGUCUACAUGUUCACAGUCACAAAGGGAAUUUUGGACAAACGAGAAUUCCUUGAAGGUCCAGAAGGACUGGAAAAUGCUCAGUAUGGAUCUGCUAUCACUGCUGUUUCUGAUAUUGAUCUGGAUGGUUUUAAUGAUGUGAUAGUUGGAGCACCAUUAGAGAAUGAGAAUACUGGUGCUAUAUACAUUUAUAAUGGUAAACAAAAGACAUUACACACUAAGUAUUCCCAGAAAAUUUCUGGAUCAAACCCCGCAUUUGCUCAGCAACUCCAGUAUUUUGGAAGAUCAGUAGAUGGCCAUAUUGAUUUAAAUGAUGAUGGAAUUACUGAUGUAUCUGUGGGUGCCAGUGGAAAUGUGAUUCAACUCUGGUCACAGAGCAUAGCCAAUGUGACUUUACAUGCUUUAUCUACUCCUACGAAGAUCAGUCUGCAGAACAAGAACACAGAAGUAGAUUUAAAUAUAUGUUUUGGUGUAACUUUUAGACCUAUCCAUAGGAGUGACAAAGUGGAUAUUAGAUACAACCUAACAUUGGAUGCGGAUCUCUUAUCUUCACGCAUUAUCUCUAGAGGAUUAUUUAAAGAAAACAAUGAGAGGUCUCUGCAGAGUAGUAUCGUAGUCCACCCUCUGAAGACAUGUGUGAAUCAUACUUUUAACGUGCAGGCUCCUUCUGAUACUAUUGACUCCCUUAACGUGCGCAUUGAUAUUGCGCUGAAGAACCCCAACUCAAGCCCUGUUCUUGAUAAAACAUCUCCUACCACUCUUGUUUAUAGCAUACCAUUUGUCAAAGAUUGCGGUGAAGAUGAAGUUUGCAAGACAGAUCUCAUUCUGGAAGUUGAACAGAAAAAUACUGGAAACAACAAACAGUAUUUUCUUGUCACCAGUAAAAACAAAAGACUGACAUUUGGCGUGAAAUUGAAAAACACGAAUGAAAAUUCAUACAACACCAGAAUUCAAGUGGCUUUUUCUGAAAACUUGUUUUUUGCUUCAUCUUUUUCAGUGGUGGAUGAAAGCGAAGUUUUAUGUCAGAUGGCAGUUGUCCAUCAUCUUGUUGUCUGCCAAAUCAGCUAUCCUGUUUUUAAAGGAGGGCAAGAGGUAUCCUUUGAUAUUAAUUUUGACUUCAGUUUGAAAAACCUUCAGAAUGUGGCAGUAUUACAUUUUCAAGCCUUGAGUGCAAGUAAUGAAGAAGAUUAUACAAACAAUCAGGUGAACGUAACACUUCCACUUCGUUAUGAUGCAGAAUUUCACUUAAUGAGGUUUACCAGUAUGGACUACUAUGAAGUAUAUUCUAAUCAUAACGUUUACACCAUGGUGAAUAAUUUUGAUGAAAUUGGACCUGUAUUUAAUUUUUCAGUUAAGGUCAUAAGAGGAAGUAAUCCAAUCAAUAUGGCAAUUUUAAAAAUUCAUAUUCCUAAUCAAACUAAGGAAAAUAACCCUUUGAUGUAUGUGACUGCAGUCCACACCAGUCAGGGCAGUGACAUCAACUGUCAUGGACUCAUCAAUCCACAUAAAAUUGGAUCACAAGGCUAUGUUGCAUCAUUUCAGAAAGAAAACUUCAAAGAUUUGAAAGAAUUGAACUGCAAGAAUGUCAGAUGUGAUACGAUCACGUGCAUGCUAAAAGAUAUAUCCCUGAAACCUGAAAAUUAUGUUAAUAUUUCUACUAGAAUCUGGAAUGGGACAUUUGCAACUUCAGCCUUCCAGAAAAUAGAAUUAUCUGCAAGUGCUGAAAUUGAUGCCCAAGAUUCCGAGUUGUUUAUAACAGGAGAAAGCACUUUAUCUAUUCCAAUUACAAUAAUCAAACCUGAUGAGAAAGCAGAAAUACCCAUUGGAAUUGUAAUAGCAAGUGUCCUUAUAGGUCUUCUCUUGCUAAUAAUUAUUAUUGCUGUUUUAUGGAAACUUGGUUUCUUCAAGAGAACAUACAAGAAAAUGGAAACAGAUUUGGAAGACAUGGAUGAGAUUACAGGACUUACUAAGGACAGAGAGUAAACAUAGCAGAAAUAUUCCUGAGUGUACGAAUCUUGAGCCACAAGCAGUGCUUGCAAUCACACUGUUUAAUUUCUACGAGUGCCUUAUGAAAAAGUUUUACAUUUUUUAUAAGUUAUAUUAUACAUUUAACUGCUGGUCGGUUUGGGCUUUUGUUUACAGUUGUAUAAAGAUUUUGGUUUUGUAUAUUUUGUACUGUUAAUGAUGGAUCCUCUGAAUUGGCGGGGCCAGAAAUAAUGCUGAAAUUUGCCAGGAAUACCGUUUUGUAUCCUUGAUGUACAUGUGGAAUAGUUUAUCUUUAUUUACCAGUAGCAGGACCUGUUAUUUUCAUCCUGCAGUCAAAAUCUGUCCUUGAGUUACUCUAAACGUUACACACACUGAGCAGUGCUAGCUCCUCACAAUCAGUAUCUGGAUUCAGAUAUUACAUUAAACCAUAAAUUGGUCUGUUUACUCUCUUGUGACUAAAUAUGACAUGUGAACAUGACCAUUGUAGCUUAGCACAGAAUUGCUCAACAGUACACAAUUAUUUGUAGUUCAUUGUAGCACCAAAGAAAGGAUAGCACUUAUUAAUUUAAUUUAGGCAUUGUCUAAAAAAGCUGUAGAUAUGAUUGCAAAGAUUACUAAAUGUGUUAGAGAAAAUAUUGUAUGGACAUGGAAACAUGUCUUACAAUAAGAGCAUGACUUGACUUAGUACUGGUUCCGUACCCAAGAUGUAAUAGUAAACUGUACAUUCAUCUGGACACACUAUUACAGACCAGUCUGGUUAUGAUGAAGAUUGGUGUCAGGUCCAGUACUUAGAGCAGUCCAGAAAAUCAACUCUGUAAGAAGACUAAAACUACCUUUACUGAGAUUGUAAGAGUAUUUAUAAGAGCAUCAUACAAGCCUAAUUGGGUUGUACCUUGCUCUCCUUAUAGUUCUGUGAAUUAAGGAGGCAUCUGAACCACUUGUGAUGUCAUCUGGCUGUUUGGAACUAUAAAAAAUGCUUCAGUUUCUUUUGUCUAGGUAACAAUUCUGUUAAGAUCAUCUUUCACUCAGUACAUUCACUCGGUCUGGCCAAAAUACCACAUGGUAUUUUUAAUCAGAAAAACAAGAAAGCAGAUUUUACUUUUUAUGGGGGUUAUUCUUUUAAUAAAGUGGAAUAUCUCUUCAUUAUUAUGACUCUAAAGAAGGUAAAGUGCAAGUUUAAACUGCAAAUUUUCUCACCUGGAUACAGAGCAUAAAAGAAGAAUGGAAACUGAUAAUGGUAAAUGGACCAGAAAGAUAUAUUCAAGUGAAAUUUUCCAUAAUUAUCUUUGGUUGGAUAUAGGGAGAAAUGUACAAUCUAUAAAAUAUUCCAACAGCCUACCAGAACUAUGGGAAAAACAGAAAAAAUACAAACCCAGUCUAAUCACCCCUUGUUUUAAUACUGAAUAUUGUAAAAAUAUUGUCUUGUCUGAUCAUUGCAUUAAGAGUAGACCUUCUAAAAUCAUGUAGCAACGUUCAUGAAUCAUUCAUUCUGAUUGGUUUUAUUAUACUUGUUAUCUUUGUUAAUUAAUGAAUACUGAUUUAAGUGCUAUAUGUGACUAAUCAAAUGCCACUUUGAAAUUUUUAAUUAAGUUUUAUACAACAUGUAAACCUCUUAUGCUUUUUAGCUCUUUUUCCAGGUGGUGCUUUCAAAUAGCUCUAGAAAUAUGUAAACAAACAAUAAAAAGAAACUCAGUUUCUUUUCAGGGUUUUAAGGAGCAGUCAGGUUUCUGAAACAGUAAAUGUUAUAAUCUAGUCACCAGCUUCCGGAAUUCUCACAUGUAUACCAGCCAAAAAACCAGAAUUUAUUUCUACAUCCCAAAACUCUUAGAUUUACUGAGCUUCAUGAAUCAAAUGAAAUUGAGAGCAAAAUGGCUGGCCUUGUUUACAAUUCUGGGUGUAAAACAGUAUUUGUAAAGGAUUAAGAUACUAAUUUCUAAACAUUCUGUCUUUCAGUAAUUCAUGUUUCAAUUCAGGACUCAUGGAUUAACUAUUCCAGGGGUCUUCAAACUUGGUCCUUUUAUGACUUGUGGACUUCAACUCCCAGAAUUCCUCAGCCAGCUAUUCUAUAACUAACACUAGCUGACCUCUUCCCUUAGCAACUACUACAUUUGAGACUGGCAGCUUGGUUGUUAAGCAGAGUGGUUACCGAGUUAAAAAUCACAUGACCGUGAUAUGCUUAUGAUUUUACACAGGACUGUGCAUACUGACUUACUGUAAUACCAAAUGUGAUUUAGAGAGAUGUUGCAGUCACAAAUGUGAUGUUUGGUGCAAAAUUACUUUUCCAACAAAGUCGUAACUGCAAGCUGUAGCUGCUUGAGGAAGUUGCUAAGCAAGAGCUACUAGUAGUUUUCUAGAUCUUUUCAGAUUUUGUUUUAAAAAAACAUUUUAAAAAAACAUUUUAAACAAUUCAGCACCAAUUGUUCUUUUCAUUACACUUUUUUUAAGCUGGCAAAUCUGGUAGAAACAUGCAGUUUUCUAAGAUGUGUAGUUUUUUUUAAAUGUGGUUUUAUAAUAAAGAUUCCAAAGAGCACUGCUUUCAUGGGAUUUGAAGCAUAUUAAAACUGUCAGACAAGAAAUAGCUGGAUUUUUAAAUAUUAAUAUUAAAUAUUAAUAUUCUGAGAACAGGAGCAAAUUGUAUGCUUAAUUUCCUCCUGCAUAUCUUCAGUAUCAUACAAAUUCUUUCACUCAUUUACAAUAUUAUUUAUCCAUUAAGUUUAUUCUUGACUAUCAUUACAUGUAGUUAAAUCUUCAAACCCAUCCUUCAGAACCCAUUACAUUAUUCUUUAAGGGGAACAUUUUAAUUUUGGAACUGGGAUGUUCUGAUGGGCAAUCAUGUUAUUCUGCCUAGCUGCAGCCAUUUAUGCCAGUUUCUGCACUUUUGACUAAUAUCAGAAGCAUAUAUGCUCCUAUCACUUACACAGCAAUAAACUCUAUUGACUACGGUAAGGCAUAACUUCUGAAUGACUCAAGUCUGUAAACACUGGAAGAUACGUACUCUUAGCUGUAAUAUAUUACCUCUAUUGAAAAUAUCUAAUAAAUUAUUAUGUUUACUUUUCUUUAACACUGGCUGAAAUACAGGAAGCUCUUUUUAAAUUUCAGUUUGUUUGCAUGGGGAAGAAAAUCACUUGAGUUCCCCUCCAGCCUAAGAUAACUAACUUGAAGACUGGUUCAGUAUGUCUUUACAUAUCCCAACAGCAUUAAUACAGAUGUUCAUGAUGAAUUUUAAUUACCAUUCUACUUGAGUCAAGCGUUUUCACUGCUGUUAGAUUCGAUGUAGAAAAUAUUGCUUUCUGUAAUACGGACAUUCAUAUCCGGCACAAAAAUGUUACACAUUUUCACUCCUAGAAUCAAGUUUCAUAGAACAAGGCUGGCAAAAAUGUAGCCAGCUUAUGUGAACUUAACUGCUGUGGUUAAUUUAAAGUUCAGACACAUUGGUUCAAUAAAUAAUAGUUUGCGCUCCUUUAUAAUAUUGUAGAAUGUAUGCUACAAUUUUUUACUUUUCUGUAUUUUUUAUUUUUGUUAAAAAAUAAUUCAGUAAAUAGGGGUAUUGUACAAAGCCUUUAUGUGUAUUUUGCACUUUGUACCAAAACAAAUGAAUAUACUGGAGCUUGUGUUCUAAAGAAAGAUGAAUCCUGUUGAAUAAAUUUUGAAACCAUC